Acanthamoeba castellanii str. Neff is the source of this 318-nucleotide messenger RNA. RefSeq names its product transposase. The transcript has a single exon. The annotation marks the transcript as partial. The record is from RefSeq and is a predicted model, not a curated record. Lineage: Eukaryota; Discosea; Longamoebia; Acanthamoebidae.
GGUCUUUUUACCGUCUACCGUCCCGGCAGUGGGUCGCACUACAAGUUCUGCCAACACCUCCAGCACAAGGCCCAGUCAAUGGGCGUUUGGGUGCACCUGGUGUCUGAACACCAGACCACCAUCACCUGCGGCCAGUGCUUCCACAUUGAGGCCGCCAUGUGCAAGAACCUGACCAAGUGGUUCGAGUGCCGUUGGUGCGGCUACACCAUCGACCGUGACGCCAACGCCGCGCGAAACGUCGCCAUCAUGAAUGCAGAACGCUGCGUGGGCAAACUUGAGCCCUACGCUAUAGUGGCCGCCGCCAGCAACAAAGACUAG